Molecule: messenger RNA, 2166 nt
Organism: Stegastes partitus (bicolor damselfish)
Lineage: Eukaryota; Metazoa; Chordata; Actinopteri; Pomacentridae
Gene: mppe1
Product: metallophosphoesterase 1
Exons: 9
Coding region: 281-1465 (394 amino acids)
Biological process (GO): endoplasmic reticulum to Golgi vesicle-mediated transport; GPI anchor biosynthetic process
Cellular component (GO): endoplasmic reticulum-Golgi intermediate compartment
Molecular function (GO): phosphoric diester hydrolase activity
Source: RefSeq, a predicted model, not a curated record
GCUGCUCUCUCACUGCCUCCCUGAAAGCUGAAGGCAUUUGAAACUUUCCACCUCACAUUUGUGCAUCAACCUACAGACGCGACACGGAGCCUGUUUUCUUUUUUUUAUUUUUUUAUUAUUAUUUUUUUUAAACUACCAGCUUUACAUCAAACUUGCCAUGAGCAUCGCACGGCUGGAGACCUAAACCGGCGGCUCUGGAAGAGGUGAAGAUGCCUCAUGGAUCGCUCCAUCACCGCCAGUGCGCCAGUUCAGGGCAUCCCAAACGCCGAAUAACAAAGAAAUGCCGAGGUUUAGCGCCAGAUGGAUGGUUGCGGUGGUGCUGAUUGCGGUGGUCGGCGGCGCUUUCUUCUUCUGCGAGUAUCUCAUCUACUUCCCCACCAUCCUCAAGUGCGCCUGGCCGAAGAUCAGCCAUGCUCGGGGGGGAGAGGGCAUCGACGACCGGCCGAUGGACUCCACGGUCCGCGCUAUGGUGCUGUCGGAUACGCACCUCCUAGGAGCCGUCGGGGGACACUGGUUCGACAAGCUGAGGAGGGAAUGGCAGAUGGAGAGGGCUUUCCAGACCGCUCUGUGGCUGCUCAGGCCCGAGAUAGUGUUUAUUCUCGGGGAUAUCUUCGACGAAGGCAAGUGGAGCUCGCAGAAGCACUGGGAGGACGACGUGCGACGCUUCCACAGGAUGUUCAGACACUCCACUGACACAGAACUGGUUGUACUGGUUGGAAAUCACGACAUCGGUUUCCAUUACGAGAUGGACUGGUUCAAGCUGCAGCGCUUCGAGAAGGUCUUCAACGCUUCCUCCACCAGGAUCGUUACCAAGAAGGGAGUCAAUUUCCUGCUGGUGAACAGUGUGGCCCUGCACGGUGACGGCUGUCCCAUCUGCCAGUCGGUGGAAAAGGAGCUGAUCAAACUCUCCAGAGACCUCAACUGCUCGCUUCAGAACUCGCAGUCCAGCAGCGGCGUAACGGACAGCUGUGAAGGCUCUCAGCUUUAUCCUCCUACGCCCCCAAUCAUGUUACAGCACUAUCCUCUGUACAGAGUGAGUGAUGCCGGCUGCAAAGGGCAGGACGCUGCACCACCUGAAGAGCGACACCUGCUGUUCAGAGAGAAGUAUGACGUGUUGUCGAAGGAGGCCUCUCAGAGACUGCUGCAGUGGUUUAAGCCCCGCCUCAUCCUGAGUGGACACACCCACAGCGGAUGUGAGGUUGUCCAUGACAACAAAUACCCAGAAGUCAGCGUGCCGUCCUUCAGCUGGAGGAACAGGAACAACCCCAGCUUCAUCCUGGCCUCGGUGUCGCCCAGCACCCACACCCUGUCCAAGUGUUUCCUGCCGGAGGAGAGCACGGUGAUCGGCGUGUACUGCUCGGCCGGCGCCUGCCUGCUGCUGCUGUUCCUGGCCCACUGUCUGUGGAUGAAAGGUCUGCUGCAGUGCCUCAGCCUCUGCCUGCUGGGGAAGCACAAGUCCCUGUGAACUACAUUACCCAGCGUGCACCACGUUCCAGGACUGAGCCACCGGAGCUGGUAAUGUGAAGAUUCCUCCCCCCUCCUCCCCCCUCGGUGAGCGUGCCAAAAAUCUGUCCAUGCAACCUCGAUUUGUUCGUCCAAAUGUUUUUUGCGGCACUGUGAAGGACAUGAAUAUGUAUUUUAAAUGUCUUUAAAAAGGACUUAAAGUUUAUUACUGCUGAUGUUGAGGAUGAUAGUCGAGUUUGAGCCUCUGAUAAGGACCAAAUUGUUGUUACAAGUCAUCAGCAAAGUUUGUUUGAACUUGUCAGACAGGUGGAAGACGAAGCAUCAGGAAGUUUUCAAUCACAGAAAAGUGUGACCGUGUGACCAAAGCGCACACACGUGGCAUUAAGUAGGACAAAUCAAACACGUAUAUAUGUAAAUACUAACUCUCUGAUUUAAGAUGGUGAAGUUAAGAGGUCCGUUGGUGCUUUCUGUCUCCCCCCUCUGAUGUUAACUGUGACCCGACGUGAUCAUCUCACACCCAGCACUGUUCGUUUUCUGUCGUUGAUGUCACGUCACCCAUCCAGGUUCCUCGUCGUUUUUAUGAUGCAUAUCAGAAACAAAUAUUUAUUGCUGACUUUCUGUGCCAAAUGUUUGUGAGGGUUUUUGCCAAAUUGUUGAGAUGUUUCUGACGAACUGUACAUAAUAAAUCAGAAUCUUAAGGCC